Messenger RNA from Sinocyclocheilus rhinocerous, 1635 nucleotides. Its product is annotated as thioredoxin domain-containing protein 6-like. NCBI's taxonomy places the organism in Eukaryota, Metazoa, Chordata, Actinopteri, Cypriniformes, Cyprinidae. The record is from RefSeq and is a predicted model, not a curated record. The coding region runs from base 1 to 1635 and encodes 544 amino acids. The transcript has 16 exons.
AUGGCUGGUAAAAAGAAGGAGAUCAGUUUACAGGUAAAUAUCAAUAAUGACGAUCAAUGGGGUGAAGUUUUGGCAACGAAAGGGUUAAUAGUGGCGGAUGUGUACCAGCAGUGGUGUGGACCCUGCCGCGCCGUCGUCAGUCUCUUUAGAAAAAUCAAGAAUGAGCUGGGAGACGAGCUGCUGCAUUUUGCCACAGCUGAGGCUGAUGGGAUUGAAGCUCUGGAGAAGUACAGAAGGAAGUGUGAGCCCACCUUUCUGUUUUAUGCGGGUGGGCAGCUGGUGUCUGUUCUGCGGGGACCAAAUGCUCCUCUCCUGCAGAGGGUGAUACAGGAAGAGCUGAGCAAAGAGAAGAACGUCCUAGAACACGGGGCGGCACGCAGGGAGGUGACAGAUGAAGGUUUAACUGAGGAAGAAGAGGUGAAUGAUGACAUUAAGGAUCACCCACAUGAUGAAGAUGUGAUUGUUCCUGCUAAAAAGUCUUGCACAGUGGCAAUAAUCAAGCCAGAUGUGGUGGCACACGGCAAAGCAGAUGAGAUUAUUAUGAAGAUUCAGGAUGCAGGUUUUGUGAUUUUGGCCCAUGAGGAGAGAACGCUGAGUGAAGCAGAAGCUCAAGACUUCUAUCAACACAAAGCCGCAGAGCCUUACUGUCAGGAGCUCAUCCAGUUUAUGUCGAGCGGCCCGUCGCAUGUCCUGCUCAUUUCUAAGACGGAGGGCUGUGAGGACGUCAUCCCAGCCUGGCGGGAAUUCAUCGGUCCACCGGAUGUCGAAGAGGCCAGGAUGCAGCAGCCGGAGAGCGGGCCUGUGUUAGCAUUAGCGCUAGUGAAGGAGCGAGCCGUGGAACACUGGAGGAACAUCCUGGGACCCAAAGACCCCAUCCAGGCUAAGAAUGAGCAACCUGACAGUCUGCGAGCCCAGUUUUCCUGCGGGAGCUCCAGCAUUAAUCAGCUUCACGGCAGUGGAAGCUCAGAGGAGGCGGAGAGGGAGAUCGGCUUCUUCUUCCCACCGGAGGACACUGCAGAUGUGUUUGUAGAGGAGAUUCUGGGCCAGAUCCAUGAAGCAGGAUUUACAGUGGUCAUGCAGAGAGAGCUCAUGCUGUCUGAGGAUCAGGUCAGGCAGUUCUACAGCGAUCAUCUGGAGCAGGAAUACUUCCCCAGCCUGCUGGAGAGCAUGACCAGCGGGCCUGUGUUAGCAUUAGCGCUAGUGAAGGAGCGAGCCGUGGAACACUGGAGGAACAUCCUGGGACCCAAAGACCCCAUCCAGGCUAAGAAUGAGCAACCUGACAGUCUGCGAGCCCAGUUUUCCUGCGGGAGCUCCAGCAUUAAUCAGCUUCACGGCAGUGGAAGCUCAGAGGAGGCGGAGAGGGAGAUCGGCUUCUUCUUCCCACCGGAGGACACGCUCGCCGUCAUCAAACCAGACACCCAACACAAGGAGGAAAUCCUGGAGGAGAUUCGGGGCAGAGGAUUCAACAUCUCCCGUCUGAAGGACACGGUUCUGUCCAGAGAGAUGGCAGAAGAGUUUUAUAAAGAGCACCGGGACAAACCCUUCUUCAGUCAGCUGGUGGAUUACAUGUGUCGAAACAGAGGAAAGCUUUGCAGAGCUCAAGAAUCUACAAGCUUCAAGAUCUCCAUCAUUUGA